Cornus florida is the source of this 444-nucleotide messenger RNA. RefSeq lists its product as uncharacterized. Gene Ontology annotation, biological process: regulation of DNA-templated transcription; chloroplast organization. Bases 1 to 444 code for a protein of 147 amino acids. Gene Ontology annotation, molecular function: double-stranded DNA binding. Gene Ontology annotation, cellular component: chloroplast. The transcript has a single exon. NCBI's taxonomy places the organism in Eukaryota, Viridiplantae, Streptophyta, Magnoliopsida, Cornales, Cornaceae. The record is from RefSeq and is a predicted model, not a curated record.
AUGGGCAUUGACAGGAAGUCUAAGUUGUUUGUUCAUGCGAUUCGGGCUAUUAGUUCGAUGACUAGAGAGAAUUGGGAGUUGAAAUUGGGGCUCUUUAAGAGUUUGGGGUUUUUAGAAGAUGACAUUUUGUCGGUUUUUAGGAGGGCGCCUCUGGUGUUUUGUGUGUCAGGGAGGAAAAUUAAGGGGAUGACACAGUUUUUGUUUAGCACGGGCAAAUGUGAUAUCUCAUAUGUUGUUAAUAACCCAGUCAUACUUACUUGCAGUGUUGAGAAUAGGCUCAAACCACGGCUGAGAGUUCUGGAGGUUUUGGAAAGGAGGAAUUUGGUUCUAAAAAAGCCUAGUUUGAGGACUGUUUGCUCGAUGACUGAUGAGAAGUUCUUGCAUAAUUAUGUACUCCCUUAUUCAGAUGAAGUUGGUGAAUUAUUGACAGCAAGGCCUCAUUGA